Molecule: messenger RNA, 975 nt
Organism: Colletotrichum karsti
Lineage: Eukaryota; Fungi; Ascomycota; Sordariomycetes; Glomerellales; Glomerellaceae
Exons: 3
Coding region: 1-975 (324 amino acids)
Source: RefSeq, a predicted model, not a curated record
AUGGCUCAGCAGGCCCAACAACCGCAACCACUCAACACUACAACAGAACAACAUAAAAGACAAAGGUCCGCGGGAACAGGUUCCCCGAUCGCCACGAUAUCGUCAAAGUCCGAACCUCCCCAGCAGCAACCAACCCUCAAAAGACCCAGCAACGCACCUCGAGCUUCGAGCAAGUCGUCAAAGCGCCUGUCUGGAUCAGCUGCAUCAAUCCCUGUCGAGACCCCUGCCAAACCAAGCCCGACUCAAACUCCUACUCCAACACCUCCUCCACCCGAAGACAGUUCUGUUGCGCCAGGAGCUCUCAGAAGAUCUCUUUCAUUCAAGCUACCUAUUCGAGUAUCGACUGGAGAUAGCAGCCCACUCCUCGCCAACACUAAUCGAAACCGAUCUUCGUCUCUUCCUCAAGAAUCUCAGUCGCCCGUCGAUAAAAAGCGCCAUUCCGUCCAGCGCUCUCUAUCUUCUUUGACUUCCAUCGUCGAGACCAACGCACUUGCAAAAGAUCUCGAAGUCCCAUCAGCCAACAGCCCAAAGCCAUCACCCAAGUCGCCUUCGAAGCAGUUCCUUCUCGAACGAGGUCUUCUUAAUCCCGAAGAACUCGACGAAUCAAGUUCGCCCGAAGAAUUACAACACUCUCUUCAAGACCAAGUCGUCAGAUUUCUCACCACAAUGUCUUCUCCUACCUCCAGUGACAAGUCCGCCACCGCCGAGCAGCAGCGUGCUCCCGCCUACCCUACCUCAUACCCUCCCAACAACGGCCAGCUUAGACCCAACAUGCCCCAGCCUGGUCUGCCCGUUCCUAUGCCCAACCUCUCCGGCAAUGCCAACGGCCCCGUCGGCAACCUCCUGAAGGGUCCCGUCGACGACAAGGGUCAAUUGACGAAGGCUGCCCUCAUGGUCGGUAUCAAGUUGGACCUUGAGGCCGAAGUCCACGUCACCGCCCGUGUACGCGGUGACAUCCUUGUUGGCCUGUACUAG